AUGGUCACGGAGGUGCAAAGUUCAGCUGGGCUGGAUUAGUGCCGAUAAUGUUCACUUACUGUUUCGUUUAGGGUCUGAGUUGAUUCAGCACCUGGUGGUUUGCUGCACUGAUUGUAUUGUCUAGAAACAUAGGAGGUUUGAGAUAACAUGCUACCAUAUAUUUUCCCAUUGAUUUGUCAUCUCACCUGUUCUCUCUUCCUUGUGUCCACAGAGCAGAGAGUAGAUGAUGUGAGACUGAUUCGAGAGCAGCACCCCAACAAGAUCCCGGUUAGUAUCACAUCUAUUGCCACAACAAUUCUAAAGUAUACAUGAACAAAAAAAUAUUCCUCAAUACGGACCCACCCUUGCUUCCCUCCACACACUGAAGGUAUCCUCCCUAGCGGUUAUUCUCAUGAAUAAUAGGUAGAAGGGUGUGGAACUGUCUCUGUGUUAGCCAUGUGUCAGGACCCAAGCAGACCACAUAGCAGAUUGAAUAUCGCUCUAACCUUCCAUCUGCUGCCUCUCUCCCCUCCUCCACCCAGAUGUACACACACACACACACACACACACACACACAAAGACACUGAGAGCCUAACAGAGCCUCAUUUACAGUACAUGACUGCUUCCUGAGCCUUUCCUUUGUCUCUCCAGGGGUCACAAAGUGCUGAGUAAUGCCCCUCCCCCUCUGACUAAUACUAGCUGUGUCUUGGUAUUGCCCCCCCCCCCCCCCCCCCCCUCUGACUAACACUAGCUGUGUCUUGGUAUAAGACAUUUCCUCUGCUUCUUUUCAGGUCAUCAUCGAGAGAUACAAGGGAGAAAAACAGCUGCCCAUCCUGGAUAAAACCAAGUUCCUGGUUCCUGACCAUGUCAACAUGAGUGAACUGAUCAAAAUCAUCAGGUACUCCUUCAGGAUGUUACAUUAUCUUCUAUUAACUUCUCUGUAUUUACUGACAUCAAUUUAUCAGUCAUUUAAUCACUAAAGCAAAUUUACUUAGUUUAUCUUAUAAAUAAUAAUACAAAUGUGAGGAUCUGAUACACUAUCUACUCUCUGUCUAUCUGUGUAAGUGAGGAUAUUAUGUGCUAAACUCUCUGUCUGUAUGCUUGCCCCACUAGGAGGCGCCUCCAGCUGAACUCCAACCAGGCCUUCUUCCUGCUGGUGAACGGCCACAGCAUGGUCUCCGUGUCGGCAGCCAUCGCUGAGGUGUACGAUCGCGAGAAGGACGACGAUGGCUUCCUCUACAUGGUGUACGCCUCGCAGGAGACCUUCGGAACCGUGGCCCCCCAGUAACAGCCUCCCACCAGUGCUCGGACAAUGAUACCACCCCCUCCCUCCCUGAUCCUUCGUUCCUAAAUACAGAUCGAUCCCCCCUGCCUUCCCUCGAACCCUUGCUUACAACCUUAGCCAAGACAAUAGGAACCAGACAGACCUCUUCUCCCAUGCCCUUACGGGCCCCUUAUAGAUAUUAAAAGCUAUGUCCUGCACCUUCUCAUACUCUGCCCCCUACCCAUUUCUCAAAACCUCUCCCCGUACAUCCAUUACUCAAAAUCUCCCCGUACAUCCAUUACUCAAAAUCUCUCCCCGUACAUCCAUUACUCAAAACCUCUCCCCGUACAUCCAUUACUCAAAAUCUCCCCGUACAUCCAUUACUCAAAACCUCUCCCCGUACAUCCAUUACUCAAAAUCUCCCCGUACAUCCAUUACUCAAAACCUUUCCCCGUACAUCCAUUACUCAAAACCACUCCCCGUACAUCCAUUACUCAAAAUCUCUCCCCGUACAUCCAUUACUCAAAACCUCUCCCCGUACAUCCAUUACUCAAAACCUCUCCCCGUACAUCCAUUACUCAAAACCUCUCCCCGUACAUCCAUUACUCAAAACCUUUCCUUGUACAUCCAUUACUCAAAACCACUCCCCGUACAUCCAUUACUCAGAACCUCUCCCCAUACAUCCAGCCAUGUGUUUAAGAAAAGAGAUUCAAUAGUUAUGUUUGGUGUAUAGAAUGGAUGAGUAUAGCAGAGAUGAUUGCCAGCUCAGGUUGAGUUCGCUCCCACAAGACUCAAACAAUUUACAUUUUAGUCAUUUGGCAGAUGCUCUUAUCCAGAGCGA
Molecule: messenger RNA, 2084 nt
Organism: Coregonus sp. 'balchen'
Lineage: Eukaryota; Metazoa; Chordata; Actinopteri; Salmoniformes; Salmonidae
Source: the annotation of a GenBank genome assembly